Lucilia cuprina (Australian sheep blowfly) is the source of this 7412-nucleotide messenger RNA. RefSeq lists its product as uncharacterized. Lineage: Eukaryota; Metazoa; Arthropoda; Insecta; Diptera; Calliphoridae. The record is from RefSeq and is a predicted model, not a curated record. The transcript is spliced from 9 exons. The coding region runs from base 994 to 6219 and encodes 1741 amino acids.
CGCACCCGUCGCACGAAGCAAAAAACAACAACACCGUUGCGGUGGCAAAAAAUAAGAAAAUUUAUUAAAAAUCAACAAAAUAAAUCGUUAAUUUUAUUAGCACUUAAAUAAUAUUAAAUAAAAUUAAUUUACCAGUAAAAAAUCUAAAAAAAAAAACAUCAGAAUAUACGUAAUUAACGAAGUCUAAAGUAAAAAAAGAAAGUGUCUCCUCUAAGGUCGUGUAUAAAGUCAAGAAAAAAAAUCGGUAAACACAUAAAAUUUUCCAAAAAAUAUAGGAAAAACUUAAACAAAAGAAGCUAAAAUAUAAAAACUAUUAGAAAAAUAUAUUAAAUGAUUACAGAAUAUUGGUUAAUACUGCAAAAAGUGCAAUUUUUGCUAUCGUGACAUUCUUUUUUUGUGUGGUGGUUGCUUGUCUCUUCUGUUUGCUUCUGUUUGCUUCUUUUCCAUCUUUUGCAAUUUUAAAUUUACGCACAGCAAAGUUACUUUUGUGGGUUACUCCCUGUCUGGACAAGAAUUAUCAGCAUAAAAAGAAUACAUGAUAAAAUAACAUUAACGUUUUAAAGGAUAAAUCGAAAAUAAUAACAAUAAAUAUUAGUGAAAAGAGUGAAUUGGUGAAUUUUGUAAUCAGACAAUAAAGAGUCCAAAUAGGUAUAUCUAUAAAAUUAUUAUAAAUCAAUCGUGUAUAAAAAGUGCAUAAAAUAAAACAAAUGUUUAAGAUUUUAUGACGCAUGUUUGUUGUAACAACAUGCUUGUAAAAAGACAACAACAAUCAGAACAAUUACCAACCGUCCAUUUAAACAAAAGCAGUAGGAAUUUGUUUAAGUCAGAACAAAGACCAAUUAUUGCUGUCUUUGUUACAAAUAUAUUAAAUUUAUAGUGAAUCCUUUCAUUCUUACACAAAAGUUUAUUUGUUUUUUAAUUUUUGUGGAUAAUUGACAUUUUUAUAAAAAUUGCUUAAAAAAACGAUUAUUAAUAAUUUGUUGCUAUAAAUCUAUGGCAACAUUGAUACAUUAUGAAGAUGAGGGCGGGGGUGGUGGUGGAGAUGGUGGUGAUGACACCUCCAGCGUUACUAUAUGUGGCAGCAGCAGCAGUACCAUCAAUAGUCAUUGUUUUAACACGCAUCACACACCAUCGCCAACAAUUUUAGCCUCGACUUCCCCACACGAACAAUUUAACAACAACAGUAAUACUACAACAACAACGUCUGCAAGUAACACUAACGGUUCUACAACCAACACUCAAUUUAUGGAUUACAAAACUACAAAAGAUGAUAUUGAAGGUGUUAGUGGCGACGUCAAUGAUGCGAUAGACGCUGAGGAGCAGCCUCUUGGGUGUGGCAUUAUUAAAGAUCACAACAAUAUAGACAACAACACAACAAUAUGUGCCGCUAACUCAGGUUUGGCUUUACAAAACUAUAGCCAACAUACUCAAACUCAACAGCAACCGGAAACGCAAGCAAAGAAUUUAUUAUUAUGUCGCCGUUUUAAGGACUCUGGCGAUUCAUUGCGCAACUUUACCUCUUUGCCCUUGUUCAUUUAUGCCACAUCGCCAUCAACACAUGCCACUUCGGCCGAUGGUGUGGGUGUUGCACAAGUGGCCGUGAAAGCAGCUGAAGAAGCUGUUGCCAAUAUGAAAAAGAAUGAAGCUCAUGAUCUGAUAAGACGUAAUAGCAAUAGUGCGACAACUCAACAACAGACCAGCAAAAGUAACAGCAGUGUUAGUAGCAGUGGUGAUGGCCUAUUAUUAAGGCGUGCCAUGGAUUGUUUACCCCUGACACAUGGUGUGGGUACACAUCAUCCACAUCUAAUGGCUUCUAGUAAUACAGUCAAUGUAACUGUAGCACCAUCCUCAGCCGUUGUAGCGGCCUAUCCACAUCAUCAUCACCUGAACCUCAAUCAUCAUCAUUUGUUAAGUCAUCAUUUGCCGUACAGCAAUAAUUACAGUGGUCUGCAUCAUACAUCGACGACAUCGUCCAAUAGUCACCAUCACAAUCAUCCACAUUUGAAUAUACACAGUGAACAGACGAAAUCGUUGCAGGAGUUGCAGCAUGAAGUUGGGGCACUGUUGGAAUUUCGUGAUUUAGUUAUAGAAACAUUUCCCGAUCUCAAGCAAAAAAUGGCUUCCAUAUCGUCGGCAGCGUCGACCUCCUCCUCGACGGGCGGCGGUGUUGGCAGUGGAAAUGUUAUGACAAAUGGUCAAUCGUCGUCGGUGAGUGUGAGUAGUAGUGGAUCGACGAUUCCUUUGACCAGUGGUGGUACGUUGGUAUCGCGUCGCGAAUGGGAACCUGGCAUAAGGGUUAAACGUAAGAUUUCUCAGAAAGAACAACCCGCCGCCAUAGAAUUAACAUCGUCGUCUUCGUUGACGAGAAGUCGCAGUAAUUCCCAUAGCGGCAAAAAAGAGCCAAAGAGUAGUAGUGGUGGUGGAGCUGUUGUUAGCGGUAGUGGCGGAGCCACAAGUGGUGGUGAAAAUAAUAAUGGUAGUGUAGUACAAGAUUCUGGAUUCUCCACGGAAACUAGUUCAUCCAAAGAGGGUCAUAGUGCAUCUUCAACAAAUGGUGCUUUAACGGGCGCCAUUGCAUCAAAUCGUUUAUCCUGUCCAGAGUCCGAUGAUGAGUUAUUAAAUCUACUAGAUGUUAUACACCGCAAGUCAAAUCGUUUACGAGAAGAGGUUGAACAUUUACAGAAUUAUGAGCGUCAACAUUUGCAACCAAGUUCGAGUGCGGAACGUGAUCAUCCUGACGUAGCCACCUCUUCCGCUGAAGGUGCCACCGGUCUAUCCAAGUCCAGCAGCAGUAGUGCCAAUACAGCUUUAACACCAAAAACCUUCCGUGAGCAUGUUGAACGCCUGAAUAAAGAAGACUUACAGCAGCUGCGCAAAGAGCGCGAUCGGCUGCUGGAUAAAUUGGCGGAAAUGGAGGCUGAAACUUUGACGGGCCGCAUAAAAGCAGCCAAAAUGAGUGAACAAGUUGAAGAGUUGAUAAAUGUAAAACGAGAUCUAGAGGAACAGCUAAAGCUGGCGAUGGCACAAAGAUUAGAGUUAAACUCUAGAGUGCAACAGUUGCAGCAACAACAGCUUACACAGAGUAAAAAUUCCAACAGUCAAUCGGAUUUUUCCAGUAGUCCUCGUACAUUUCUUUCCUCUUCGGCUAAUACAGUUUUAUCUACGGUUAGUGCAAACUCAUCUAGACAAAAUACAUUCCAACCUGUCGUGGUGGAACAGCAGACCACGGAUCAGCAGCAACAUAAUCAUUUAAUACCAUUCCAUCAAAGCAUUGGCAGUGAUAAUAAACGAAAUUCUCAACAACAGCAAUUCUCGCCCGAUCAGUUGGGUCGUUUAGAUGGCAUUGUUAGUACGCCAGGAGAUCGUAAUGCCAAGUGUAGGGUAACAGAUUCAAAACGCUUUGCCGCUAUACUCCUAGAGACUAGUGUUAUAGAAUUGCGAAGACAUUUAUUAACAUUAACUGUUAAGAAUCAGGUUUUAAUGCAAAAACUUGACCAAGCUUCAAAAACAAAGGGUCAUUUAGUCAAACGUUUAGACAAAUCCAAAGAAGAUGUUGAAGAUUUAAGAUUUCAGCUUGAAGAAAAGAACAUAGAAUUAGAAGGAACUAAAGCGCAACUACGUGUUUUAGAGUCCAGACUGCACUCAAUAACACCCAGCAGCGGUGCUGCCACCAAUUCCUAUUUACACUCGCAAAAUGACUACGAAACCAAUCGUUCUUCAGCCUCUACCACUCUAAUGCUAAGCAGACGUGGUGGUGGUGGCGUUGGCAGUGGCCUAAAUACCGAUUCUAGUGAUAUUCGCUCCUCCACGCCCAUAUCAGCAUCCACACACAAUGGCCAAAUGCCUCAGCCCAUAACAAUGCAAAUAUCGACGCCCAGCAUGAAGGCUAUGACUCACUUACCCAUGGAUGAUAUGCAGCAUCAUAGCAGUAGUACAGAAUCGGCUCAUGAACAUGAUGUGGUACAUCACGAGACCAUGACCAUCAGCCAAAUGCAGACUAAAUUGGAAAAUGGUCGUAAUAUAAGACAAGCUAUAAUGAGUACUAGUGUCGAUGGUGUUAGUCCAUUCGAACAGCAAUUGCAGCAACAACAGGUGGCUGCUAUUAGAAAUCAGGUGCAAGCCUUAAAGAAAUUCAGUGGUGUAACGGCUACGAAACCAAGCAAAAUACCAUUGCCCGGUAGUAAAGCGGCGGCAUAUUUUGCAGGAAAACCACCAUCCGGUAGACCCUCAACAGGUCGUUCGCCUCCAUCGGCAAAUUCUUCAGGUUCCUCCAGUCGUUCACCAUUGAGUAGAAGUACUGGCAAUCUAUUAUAUUCCAAAUCACCGAAUAGCUUGAAAAGAGCUGAUUCAGCACAAAGUAUACGCAAAGAUAACAAUUCAUCAUCGCUUAGCACCAAUACCAGUCGCAGUUCCACCUCGUCAUCCAUACCAAUGGCAACAACAUCAUACGGCUCUGCUUCUAAAUCAUAUGUUGGCGGUGGUGGUGGAAAUGGUUCUAUCAGCAACAACAACCACAAUACAACAAGCAAUAACACUUUAAAUAGUCCGUCCUCGAGAAUUUUACAAAAUUCUCCAUUACCAAAACCAAAACGUGAGUCGUUGUCAACAAAAGUCAGACAUAUGGAUUCCUUAUCGCGUGCUUAUCACCAUCAACACAACAAUACGACGCAUAAUUAUUCCAACAUCAGUAAUACUAGUGAUAAUACACCCACGACAAUUGUGCAAUCGAACACAUCACCCACAACUGCCACUACACCAGGUGGCGGCAAUGGUGCCGGUAGUUAUUUGAUUAGUAGUACGCCAAAAACAUCAACUAUAGCAGCUCAACUUACCUCUUCAUUACGUAAAGAUUUACAAUUAAGUUCCAGUAGUUUUAAUCAUCCAGCGCCAUUUCAACGAAGAGCUACCGCCUCCUCGGCGGUUCAAUCAAAUUCCAAUAACAGCAACACACAGACUACAAGACGUUUCAGCAGUGCUUCCGUGAUGGGGGCUCGCUCGGCUCGACAGGCUUCCCAGGAUUAUGAGGGUCAACAUAACAGCAAUGUGAGUGGCAAUAGUGUUGCAGCCGGUGUGAUCAGUUCUUCUUCAUCGACGCACAGUGGUGGCGUUAACAAUGGUGGCACUGCCAGUGAUAGCGAUAGUGGCAAGAAUUUUUCAUAUGAUAAAAAUUGCGCAAUUAAUGCAAAGGAAAUGAAAUCGGGCCUUAAUCAAUACUUUGAGGAAGUUCUUCUAAGUCCAACCACUAAAAUGCCAACGCCAAAAGCAAAGAAUGACAAGCUUAAGGUGGCCAGGACUAGCAGCAAUAAAAUAACUUUAAGUCAAUACUUUGAAAGAGAAUUAUUGGAAGAGACCACAGCCGCUGAACGCAUGCAAGAAAUGACCGAACAACCAGACUCCAUUAAUGAGUUCUAUGAGGAAGAGGAAGACGAUAAUAAUGAGGAUGAAGAAAUUGACAUCUAUACUUCAUAUGCCUCUUAUAUGAGUUCUUCCGAUCCGGGCAGUGACAAUUUAUUAGUAACAUUCGACUAUGGUUCUUCAAAUUCUUUAGACGCUGAUCUUUCCUUAAACUCUCAACAACUUGAAAUUCUCGACCAAGAGGAGCAAUUUAAUAAGAAUCUCUUUAAAAUCCCCGAAGAAGAAAGUUCAGAAGAUUUAUUAAAAGUAAAACAAACCGAAGUGUAUUCAAAAUCACCCAUUAUUUUCAAACUAAACGAUGUACAAUGUUCAGAAGAUUUAUCGGAAAUUCAACAUGUAAAAAUGCUUACUAAAUCAGCAAACAUUUUCGAAAUACCAGAAGUGCAAAGUUCAGAAAAUCUACUAACAGUUAAACAUGCCGCAAUGUAUUCGAAAUCACCAAACAUUUUCAAAGUCCAUCAAGUAGAACAUCUUAAGCGUAGUGCUAGUAGUAACAUUGAUACCCGUGCUAGUAGUUGCAAUUCUGUGGCAACUUCUUUGGUUGAAUACAAUAUUGAUACCUCUGGUGAUUAUGGCUCUUGGGCUCAUCAGUCUGAAUCUGAACAAGAGGAGGAAGGAAAUUGCAAUGAAAAAACUUAUCGUUAUGAAGAUUUAAUUAAAAAUGACAUUUUGACUGGCGAAACUGAAAGAGAAGUUUUAAUUAAUUUCGAUUUUGAUGAAGAUCAACCACCACGAUGGUUUAACAAUAAUAAUAACAACAAUAAUGAGCAAUUGUAUUAUAGAAGUGUAGAUUAUUUAAAUUAAUAUCAAAUUGUAAUUUAUAUGUUAUAUCUGUAAGUCGAUCUUUUACCAGAUUUUAAUUAUUCUAUAUAUAAUUACACGCAUUUAUUGUUCUACAGUUAUUUUUUUAUUUUCAACAUAUUUUUUUCUUUUUUUUGUAUUUAUUAAGAUAUUUAUUAUUUUAUUGGUCAUAACUCUAAAAUAUUUUGUCUUCCGAUUUAAAUUUUUGUUGAUUAGCUCUGAUUUUUCAUUAAUUAUCCAAUUUAAAACCUGUGUCGGUCAUAUCGUUGUAAAAAAAGGCUUCGAGAAGUGCUUGACAAUGACAAAGAAAGUCCCACUUUCCUCUUCAUAUGCUUUACGUUCGUCUGCAUUCGCACGUCCAGUUUGGUAUAGCUGAGCCCUUAAUCCAGUGACACGCUCAAUUGCUCCCAUUAGGAUCACUUCACAAGAUGUUUGUGGUUUUACCUAAGGUUUCAUUAUUUCAAGAUGCCUUAUGGGAUUCUUUUCCUAAUAGUUUUAAUUCAGCUUUCGUUGCAUCGAAUGCUUUUGCAUUCGACAGGUUAAAUACUACCUUCCCGUUUAUGGUAAUAAAUUCGCCUUUACGUUACCGACUACUUUGGUGUGGCUUGGUUUCCAUAUAUUUUAAUCCUUACCUCUUUCAUGCAAUCGAAUACGGUUUUAGAUUUCAGUUUAUCAAAUGAUAUUGUAAUAAUUAUCUUCUGGCUGUCGGUAAACAUGUUAAGCCUGGUAGGCGCCAUACAUAUGUACAAACAAAUCCCGUCUUUUGAUUUUUACCUCCAGUAUAUAUUAAUUGAGAUGUCAAGAUAAAGCACUGUUAAACUUUUGUAUAUCAAUCUAAAACAACAAUCGUUUAAUACACAAACUAAGACUUUUCGAAAGGACUCAGAUACGCUUAGUUCAGCAUUACAAUUUCUCCAUCGCAUCAAGCUUUCAAGAUAUCGUGUUGUAAAAGUUCCAUUUUUGGCCAUAUUAGAGACGUCAAAACAGCGCGUUGACAUCUUUAUUUACAUCCGAAAGUCUAAUCUUUUGAUUAUAUAUAAGAUAUAAGAGAUGUUUAACCUUUAAUUAUAUAUUCUUUCUUUUUCUAUAUAUAUUUAUAUUUCUUACACUAAAGCAAGAAAAAACUUUAAAAAUUUACAUUUAUCCUUUAUUUUGCUACAAACUAUACUACAAACUUAUAUGCUACAAUCUGAGAA